AUGGCCUCCCGCACACUGCUACGGGCCCUCCCACAGCGCACACAGCUGGCUGCAAGCUCAGUCCGCGCCAUUUCCUCGACGACGAGCAGAUCCGAUGCGGCAAGCUCGUUCGAUUCGCCCUUCAAGGGCCACGAUGCUGCCAGCCAGGUCCCCAACUUCAGCCAGUAUAAAAGCAAGAAGGGGCCCAAUCGCAAUUUGGCCAUGCAGUACUUCAUGGUUGGCACAAUGGGAGCGUUGACCGCGGCGGGGGCGAAGGCUACAGUUAACGAUUUCUUGGUCAAUAUGUCCGCUUCGGCCGAUGUGUUGGCUAUGGCCAAGGUCGAGGUUGACCUCUCUGCUAUUCCCGAGGGCAAGAACGUUCUCAUCAAAUGGCGAGGAAAGCCAGUCUUCAUCCGCCACCGGACCCAGGAUGAGAUCAAGCAGGCUGAGAGCGUCAAGCUUGAGAUAUUACGGGAUCCUCAAGCGGAUUCCGAUCGUGUUAAGAAGCCCGAGUGGUUGAUCAUGGUUGGCGUCUGCACGCACUUGGGAUGUGUGCCCAUUGGUGAAGCCGGUGACUACGGAGGAUGGUUCUGCCCAUGCCACGGCUCCCAUUACGACAUCUCCGGCCGUAUAAGGAAGGGACCUGCUCCUCUCAAUCUCGAGAUCCCAGAGUACGAUUUCCCCGAGGAGCAGUCACUUGUUAUUGGUUAG
Molecule: messenger RNA, 690 nt
Organism: Venustampulla echinocandica
Lineage: Eukaryota; Fungi; Ascomycota; Leotiomycetes; Helotiales; Pleuroascaceae
Product: Cytochrome b-c1 complex subunit Rieske, mitochondrial
Exons: 4
Coding region: 1-690 (229 amino acids)
Biological process (GO): mitochondrial electron transport, ubiquinol to cytochrome c
Cellular component (GO): membrane
Molecular function (GO): quinol-cytochrome-c reductase activity; 2 iron, 2 sulfur cluster binding
Source: RefSeq, a predicted model, not a curated record